Molecule: messenger RNA, 756 nt
Organism: Papilio machaon (common yellow swallowtail)
Lineage: Eukaryota; Metazoa; Arthropoda; Insecta; Lepidoptera; Papilionidae
Exons: 1
Coding region: 1-756 (251 amino acids)
Source: RefSeq, a predicted model, not a curated record
AUGAGUUUUGAAAACAAAGUGGUCAUCGUUACUGGAGCUAGUUCGGGCAUCGGUUCAUCAACUGCUGUCCUUUUCUCUAAGGAAAAGGCUAACGUAGUUCUCGUAGGAAGAAACGAGACGAAACUAAAUGAAGUAGCUGCACUUUGUGUAACCAAAAGUCUCAUCGUCAAAGCCGAUGUUUCUAAGGAAGCUGAAGUUAAGAACAUCGUUGAGCAAACCGUGAAGGAGUUUGGCAGAAUUGAUGUACUAGUGAACAAUGCUGGAUUCGUCCGCUAUGGGAGUGUUGGUAUGGGCAAUAUCUUGAGCGCGUACGACGAAGUGAUGGCGACGAAUGUACGGGGUGUUCUCCAUUUAACCACUCUGUGUGUUGAUCACUUAAUUGAGAGCAAAGGUAACAUUGUAAAUAUUUCUAGUAUUGGAGGUCAAAUACCACCGAAUAAGCCAUUAUUGAUGCCUUAUUGUAUAUCGAAAGCGGCACUGAAUUUUAUCACUCAAUCAGUUGCUUUGGAACUUGGAGAAUACGGUGUUCGGGUAAACGCUGUUAGUCCGGGACCAGUUGUGACGAACAUUCUCAAGAAUUCUGGCAUACCCGAGACCGAUUUCUCUUGGAAGGAUUUUGAAGCUAGCACACUUUUGAAGAGAGUGGGUGAGCCAGAAGAGAUAGCUGACCUUAUCAUGUUCCUCGCUAGCGACAAAGCGAAGAGUAUCACCGGUUCCAACUUUGUUUCCGAUAAUGGAUUCCUUUUGAAGCAUUGA